This is a messenger RNA of Ananas comosus (pineapple), 2074 nucleotides long. RefSeq names its product probable protein S-acyltransferase 4. Lineage: Eukaryota; Viridiplantae; Streptophyta; Magnoliopsida; Poales; Bromeliaceae. The transcript is spliced from 6 exons. Gene Ontology annotation, cellular component: endoplasmic reticulum; Golgi apparatus. Gene Ontology annotation, biological process: peptidyl-L-cysteine S-palmitoylation; protein targeting to membrane. The record is from RefSeq and is a predicted model, not a curated record. Gene Ontology annotation, molecular function: protein-cysteine S-palmitoyltransferase activity. The coding region runs from base 340 to 1659 and encodes 439 amino acids.
GAGAGAGAGAGAGAGAGAGAGAGAGAAACACCCAGGGAUGAGAGAGAAAUAGGUGUUUCAGAUCCAAAAUAAAGAGGAGGAAAAAAAAAAAAAAGAAACAGAGAAAGAGGGGGGGAGAUAGAGAGAGACCCCCUUGAUUUCAGAAUCUUUUUUCUUUCUCUGUCUCUCUCUUUCUCUCUUUCUCUCUCAUCGCUCUUCCCAAAGGCCCAAAUGUGUGUCGUGAUUUGAUUUUGGAAACCCAUAUCCCCAAAUUCGAUUUGGGUUUUUGCUUUUGUUUAAUUUUUUUUUCCCGAUUUUUCUUUGCGUUUUGAUCGUAAUUUUGGGGGAGGAGAAGGGUAAAUGGCGACACCCGCGGCCCCGAAUCGCAAGAGGCUGUAUCAAGUUUGGAAAGGAAGCAACAAAUUCUUCUGCGGUGGGAGACUGAUAUUUGGUCCAGAUGUGGCUUCUCUCUUUCUGUCUACAAUUCUAAUAGCAGGUCCAUCAGUCGCCUUUUGUUGUCAAGUGAUUACAAAGCUCCAUAGCCAUGAAAGUUCACACAGUAAUGCCUCAAAUAGUGAUCACAAACAUAUACUUGGCCUUCCAGUGUUAAUCGUGACAAUCGUUAUCAUGAUAUCGGAUUUGGCUUUUCUCUUUUUGACGUCUAGUAGAGAUCCUGGUAUACUACCGAGAAAUUCGCGCCCGCCUGAUGAGGCAUUCGAUGUCAACACUCCUUCGAUGGAGUGGAUCAAUGCAACAAGCCCGCACUUACGGCUGCCGCGCACAAAGGAUGUUGUUGUAAAUGGCUACACUGUAAAGGUGAAAUACUGCGAUACAUGUAUGCUGUAUCGGCCACCUCGGGCUUCUCACUGUUCAAUCUGCAAUAACUGUGUCCAGAAGUUCGAUCACCACUGCCCAUGGGUUGGUCAGUGCAUUGGAUUGCGCAACUACCGGUUCUUUUACUUAUUUAUAUCAUCGUCGACCUUCCUUUGCAUAUAUGUCUUCACCCUUUCCUGGCUAAAUAUUAUCGAGGAGAGAAAAAACUACAACAAUUCAUUGUGGAAGUCCAUGACGGGCGAGGUUUUGUCCCUAGUGCUAAUAGUGUACACUUUCAUUGCAGUAUGGUUUGUCGGUGGUCUCACGGCAUUCCAUACAUACCUAAUCAGCUCGAAUCAGACAACUUAUGAGAACUUCCGAUACCGCUACGAUAAAAAGGAAAAUCCAUAUAACAAGGGUAUAUUAAGUAACUUCAAACAAGUCUUUUUCUCGAAAAUGCCCCCUUCAUUGAAUAAAUUUCGAUCAUGGGUGACCGAGGAGGCAUCAGAAGUUGGAUCCGUUACUAUUGCUCCAUAUCACGGAAUUAGUUUGGGUGGCCUGAAGGAGAAAAUAGACUUGGAAAUAGGUGUUAGGCACGAAUUUGACAGCAAUUUGUCCGUUCCAAACAUAUUGCGGGGCUUGGAUUACACCGAAAUCGAGAAUAAUUUACAGGCGAAGGAAAGACAUGGACUAGAUGCAUCAGAUCCAUUCGCUUUUCCUGUUAUUCAACACACUAAAGAUACAGAAUCUCUAGACUUAAGUGAGAGCUACAGUUCUGAAGAUGGAGAUAUUGAAGUUGCAAGGGCUGAUGAAGAAAGAGCGAGCACGACAUCAGCUCAUGGAGAUGGUCAUAUGCAACAAUCAUAAGAAUUGUUCAAGUGAGUCACCUAAAAGUUGAUACACGUGGAGACUCGGAGUCAUCACAACAGACAUAAUCCAAUCUGCAACUUUUCAAGAUUUUAUUUUCCGAAGGUUAGAAGAAUACAAUUCAUUUCAUUCAUUCACAUGAACUUCAAAUUCAACCUGGCAUGUGGUGUAAUUAUAAACAACUCGCCAAAGUGCGGAAAUGACGAUUAAGUAUCCUGUUCUGCAUUUGAGGGUGAGUGGGGUGAUAGGUGCAAUUCUUAAAGGCUGAUUUUUGUCUCUCAAGUGUGAGUGCAUUUGAUGUGUUUUCCAGAUUGUUGUAUUUAUGUAUACUCUUGUAGAUAUUAUUGAAGUUAUCUUUUUUCUGAGGAAGACCCAAAAGUUAAUGCCUACAAUGAAGUUUUCUUUCCUUUUAGCA